This is a messenger RNA of Closterium sp. Naga37s-1, 1077 nucleotides long. The record is from the annotation of a GenBank genome assembly. Lineage: Eukaryota; Viridiplantae; Streptophyta; Zygnematophyceae; Desmidiales; Closteriaceae.
AUGGAUGGGUUGGAGCCAGAGGAGGUGGAGGAGGGGGUGGGAGAGGGUGGUGGAGGGGUGGCGACAAAGGCAGCCUCACAGCAUGUGGCUGAAGGAGGAGGGAGCAUGGGGGUUAAGGUGGGGAGAAAGCGGGCGUCCAUUGCGGGGAUGAAGCGGAGGAAGAGGGCGAACAAGUUGAAGGAGCGAGCGUAUCCCUGCACAUUCACUGGGAAGCUCUUGGGUGAGGGUGUGGUCACUCCGGAGUUCCUAGACGAGGACGGAGGGUCCGAGAGUAGUAAGGGGACUGGCAAGGUCUAUGCAGCAGGCGCUCUCCAGUCCGCCAUUGCGGAGAUGCUGGCGAAGGAGGGGGAGUUGGGGUGCAAGGUGUCGAUCACCAUCGACAUGUGGACGGCACCCAACAACAAGGCAUGGCUAGUGGUGAUUGGUCAGUGGAUAGACGAGAACUUCCAGCUGCGCACAAUGGUGCUUGAGUUCUGUGAGAUGCUCGGGCGGCAUGGGGGCAGGGAGAUGGCGCAGGUGGUUGAGGAGACGGUUGUGCAGUGGGGGUUGGAGGGGCGUUGUAUUGGUGUCACGACAGACAACACCUCUAGCAACAUUGCCGCCUUCAGGCGGAUGUCGGAGGAGGGUGGUGGUCAGUGCUUCUUCAACUCGCGCAUGCACUUUCGGUGCUUGGCACACGUGAUAAACCUUGCAGUGCAGGCAGCACUGUCUGGCUUGUCGAAGACCGACAAGAAGAAGGUGGAGAGUCUGCGCCUGACAGACGCAGAUUGGGAGACCCUGCAGGCGGUGAAGACAUUCCUAAGCCCCUUUGCCAAAGUCUCCAAGGCAGCUGAGGGGGCGGCGUACCCGACUGUGUCGAUGGUGGUGACGUACUACAACAACCUGAUCGACGCCAUGGAGUCGCGCCUUGCCAAGGGGCCAUCUCCGACGCUGCAGCCGAUGAUCGUGGCGGCGCUGAGCCACUUGAAGAAGUACGCCUACAUCACCAGCAACGAGUACUGGAUCGCCACCUUCUUGGACCCAUCCAUGAAGGCGGCGUGGUUCGACGACGCGCACUGGGAGAAGCUGCAUAUCUGA